CGGCGGUAUGGUUGACGACUACGAGUUCACGUCAUGAAGUUUGUGGCUUUUCUCUAUCUGGCCGCGGUUGCGUGUGCUCUUCAGGUUCUUCCCCCUGUAGCGUGGAAUGCAACUGGACUAUCAGAAAACGGGUUCGACAUCAAAGCGAUAGAAAGGAAAAUCUUCAUCACCAGCAGUUUUUCGAUUCGUCGGGAUGACAAUGGCUUGACACUGAUUCCUCCCUCUGCUGGGGAGUUUGCAGAGACCUUCCGUCAGGACCUGCAGGCAGUGACAAACACGUCUUGGGUGCUCCAUACGGUAGACGCGUUUUCCGAUAGCGAAACAGGAAUAUUUCUGGACAACGUGGCUCAGCAGGUCAACUUGACUUAUGAGAACAAGGAGCCGACCGAGGAAGGUUAUGAGCUCGUGUUCAGUGCUGGUCGGGCAUACAUUUGCGGCUCUGGUGCUCGAGGGAUGUGGUGGGGAACGCGAACAUUUCUCCAGCAGUUGCUGAUCCACGACGUGGGGAUCGUUCCAGCCGGACGGACCCUUGACGCGCCUUCAUCUGUCACGCGGGGGUUUCUUCUCGAUGCGGGUCGGAAAUGGUACUCUCCCGGAUUCCUCAGGGACUUGUGCACGUACGCCUCGUUCUUCAAGCUGUCUGAAUUCCACUAUCACAGCAGUGACAACUACCCAUUGAAUCGCGGACAUAACGAGACGUGGUAUGAAGUUUAUUCGCAAUUCUCCCUGCGGCCCGAAAGCGCGGAAUUGCAGGGCUUGGUGCAGAGGCAGAAUGAGACACUGUCACGGGCUGAGUUCGAGGACUUCCAGUAUCAUUGCGCGCAGCGUGGAGUGACCGUUAUUCCUGAGAUCGAAGCGCCCGGCCAUUCUCUGUCGAUCACCAAGUGGAAGCCGGAGCUGGCGUUGGAGCCGAAGGAUCUGCUCAAUUUGACGCACCCGGAUACACUGCCGCUGAUCAAGUCGAUAUGGACAGAGUUUCUGCCGUGGUUUCAAACAAAAGAAGUCCAUAUAGGCGCGGAUGAGUACGACUCGGCAUUGGCGGACGAUUACAUUGACUUCGUCAAUGAGAUGGCUGCCUUCAUGAAUGAGACUGCCGGCAAGAGGGUUCGCAUCUGGGGAACGUACGAGCCGUCGAACACCCACAACAUCUCCAAGAAUGUCAUUAUCCAGCACUGGCAGUAUGGACAGUCAGAUCCCGUUAGCCUCGCAAGAGAUGGUUUUGAGUUGAUCAAUUCUGAAGAUUGGUGGGCAUACAUGUCCCUGAAGAAUGAUCACAUGCCCAUCAUCCCUGCUCCAUAUCCGCCAUCGUUCAAUAAUACUAGAUUACUGAAUUUCGGGGGGAGCAACGGCCUGCAAUGGACUCCACCGCUGUUCAACCCAUACAAUCUCACGAAGCAACCGGAUCCGAGGCGUGUUCAGGGAGCCAUCAUCGCAGCCUGGAAUGACAAUGGUCCUGACGCGACGACGCAGCUGGAAGCAUAUUAUGCUCUUCGUGACGGUAUUCCAACGUUCGCGUCUCGUGUGUGGGCGGGUAACCGUGGGCAGGAGCUGAAUCUAUCGAGCUUGUCAGAGUCUAUGCGCGUGUUGACUGCGAAUGCGGUGGCGCAGAAUCUGGAUCGGCGGCUUUCUGGAGCGAUGGAUCUAGAUGGAGACGUACAAGUCAGCUGGGAUGCAAUGAACGAGAAUGCCACGACAAAACAUCACUUGGGAUAUGGGAGUAAAGGGAUGAACUAUUCGUUAGAGCUGAACGUAACGGGUCCGUUUACUCUGUCCUCCGACGAUGCGACGCUCAAGCUGGGAUCCGAUGGUUCCUUAACCUUCGUGUCGGACGGGUGGGAAUAUCCUCUCCGGUCUGUGUCCGAGGCCGAUGGAUAUGAUCCUGCGUACCCAGGUCGUAUAUGGGUCAACGAGACGACCUCCACGCAUGAGCCGGUGACUGUGCCGUUGGGAAGUCUGAUCACGAUCCAGACGGAUGUUGUUGGUGGAAGUCGCAUUUGGAUCGAUGGUUUAUUUGUAGGGAGGUUUGAGGUGUUUGUUUUUGGAGGGAAAAACACUUUGUUUUCUUGGAGUCAAAUGGCGUUUGUCGCACCAUUAGAAUGGGUGGAAGGGGGUUUGUUCUUGCAGAGUGCCAUCAAGCGAAUACGAACGGAAUCUCCCCCCGUGUCCUUACUCAAGAGCCGAGACCUGCUAAGAGAGCUGGGCCCCUGGAAAAUCUUCGUCCUCAUCGAGUCCUUGCAUGCCGCCGCCUGGUUAGGGGCGUGCAUCUGGUUCAAAGCCUACCCACCAGCAGCAAUCUAUAACCACCCCAGCCACGCCGACUCCUCCUCCUAUAAGCCCUGGAUGGAGAUUGGCUGGCAGAUUAAUUUUCACACCUUAAUCCUGGAUAUCGUAUUUUGGGCCACCAGCAUCUAUCAUUUAUACGUGUGGUAUCGCUGGCGACUGGGUCGUUCCCUCAGUGUACGCCAGCGAGCGCUGGCUGAUCUCGCCUAUCUCCAUAAAUUUUGGUUCGGCUUCGAUGGCCCAUGCUCCGUUGUCACCCACCCAAUAGAUGAGGCAAAGAAGCAGCAGCAGCGGCAGCAGGAGGAGAUUGAAAAAGAGGAGAGCGCAGUACUAAGAAGGCUGCUGUCAUCAACUCCGUUGUGGAAAAUAGAGGCAAUGUUCUGGUGCCGUAUGCUUCGUUUUCUGUUUCAUACUGCCGUUGCUGCAAUUAGGAUGGCACUUGAUGGUAACAACCGGGCCCGGCGGCUUGCGAGUAGCCUGAUGAUUCCGGCCUGGCUUAUGCUAGCAUGUGUGGUGGGUAUUCAGGACUCGGUGCGGAGGCGGAUUCGUUGA
Molecule: messenger RNA, 2832 nt
Organism: Aspergillus fijiensis CBS 313.89
Lineage: Eukaryota; Fungi; Ascomycota; Eurotiomycetes; Eurotiales; Aspergillaceae
Product: beta-N-acetylhexosaminidase
Exons: 3
Coding region: 34-2832 (932 amino acids)
Biological process (GO): carbohydrate metabolic process
Molecular function (GO): beta-N-acetylhexosaminidase activity
Source: RefSeq, a predicted model, not a curated record